Molecule: messenger RNA, 930 nt
Organism: Bipolaris oryzae ATCC 44560
Lineage: Eukaryota; Fungi; Ascomycota; Dothideomycetes; Pleosporales; Pleosporaceae
Exons: 3
Coding region: 1-930 (309 amino acids)
Cellular component (GO): cytosol
Molecular function (GO): aldose reductase (NADPH) activity
Source: RefSeq, a predicted model, not a curated record
AUGAAUAACUACACCAAGACUUUCAGACUGAACACAGGCUCUGAUAUCCCUGGCGUAGGAUUUGGGACAUGGCAGGCAGCCCCAGGUGAGGCCGGUAGUGCCGUUAAGAUUGCUAUAAAGUCGGGAUAUAGACACUUGGACUGUGCUCCUCUAUAUUGGAAUGAAGCAGAGAUUGGGCAAGCGCUCUCCGAAGUGCUCAAGGAAACCUCAAUAUCUCGAUCCGAAAUAUUCAUAACUACAAAAUUAUGGUCCUCACAACAUUCAAAUGUCGAAUCUGCUCUUCUUCAGUCUUUGAAAGACCUCCAACUCGAUUAUGUUGACCUAUACCUUAUGCACUGGCCAGUUUCUCUUCCGCCAAACGAUCCUUCAAAACCUAAUUUCGGCAAAGAAGACCGUACGUUACACGCCUCAGACUGGGACUUUUCGAAAACUUGGGCUGCGAUGGAGGUUCUAUUAUCCACUGGCCUUGUCAAAGCCAUCGGUGUGGCAAACUUUUCCACGGUCAACCUCGAGAAACUACUCAGAACAGCAAAGGUGAUUCCUGCAGUUAACCAAACAGAGCUGCACCCUCUACUACCUCAAAACAAGCUUCACGAAUUUUGCACGAAGCACGGCAUACACCAAACCGCGUUCGGGCCGCUUGGCGGUAAAGGUUCAACGCUACAUACGCACAAAGACGUGAUAGAGGUUGCAGAGCAACGGAAGGCAACCCCUGCACAAGUGCUUCUCUCUUGGGGUUUGAGCCACGGGUGGAGUGUCAUCCCCAAAAGCGUGAAUGCCGAAAGGAUACAGGGGAAUUUGAGGGUUUUCGAGCUAGGUGUGGAUGAACUCGGUAGGUUAGACAACCUGGCGAAGAUUGAAGGGAGAAGAUUUAAUAGGCCAAAUUGGGGUACUGUGGUUUUUCACGAUGACGAUCACAGCGUUGCAUAG